Messenger RNA from Cricetulus griseus (Chinese hamster), 5712 nucleotides. NCBI's taxonomy places the organism in Eukaryota, Metazoa, Chordata, Mammalia, Rodentia, Cricetidae. The record is from RefSeq and is a predicted model, not a curated record.
CCACGCAACCAUGGAGGAAGCAUCUCCCUAUUCCUUACUUGACAUCUGCUUGAGUUUCCUGACCACCAACCUUGAGAAGUUCUGUUCAGCAAGACAAGAUGGAACACUAUGUCUGCAGGAACCUGGAGUAUUUCCACAGGAGGUGGCUGAUCGACUGCUUCAGACCAUGGCAUUUCAUGGUUUGCUGAAUGAUGGAACUGUGGGAAUAUUCAGGGGUAACCAGAUGCGCCUAAAGCGAGCUUGCAUUCGCAAAGCAAAGAUUUCUGCCGUUGCUUUCCGGAAAGCCUUCUGCCACCAUAAGUUAGUAGAACUUGAUGCCACAGGUGUGAAUGCCGACAUCACUAUCACAGACAUCAUAAGUGGCCUUGGCAGUAAUAAGUGGAUCCAGCAAAAUCUUCAGUGCUUGGUACUAAACUCAUUAACUCUGUCCCUGGAAGAUCCUUAUGAGCGGUGUUUCAGCCGGCUUUCUGGUCUUCGAGCUCUGAGCAUCACUAAUGUGCUCUUUUACAAUGAAGAUUUGGCUGAAGUUGCUUCAUUGCCUAGACUGGAGAGCCUGGAUAUUUCUAACACCUCAAUCACAGAUAUCACUGCCCUGCUGGCCUGUAAAGAACGACUCAAGUCUCUAACCAUGCACCAUUUGAAAUGUUUAAAAAUGACUACUACCCAGAUCCUGGAUGUUGUUCGGGAACUGAAACAUCUGAAUCAUCUUGACAUCUCAGAUGAUAAACAGUUUACAUCAGACAUAGCCCUUCGGUUACUAGAGCAAAAGGACAUCUUGCCCAGUCUUGUCUCCCUGGAUGUUUCAGGGAGAAAGCAUGUGACAGACAAAGCUGUUGAAGCCUUUAUACAGCAGCGGCCCAGCAUGCAGUUUGUGGGUUUGCUGGCCACAGAUGCUGGUUAUUCCGAAUUCCUCACGGGCAAAGGACACUUGAAGGUGUCUGGAGAAGCCAAUGAAACUCAAAUUGCAGAAGCAUUAAGGCGGUACAGUGAAAGAGCAUUUUUUGUCCGGGAAGCUUUAUUUCAUCUUUUUAGCCUGACUCAUGUGAUGGAAAAAACAAAGCCAGAAAUCUUAAAGCUUGUGGUUACUGGGAUGAGAAACCAUCCUAUGAAUUUGCCUGUGCAACUGGCUGCAAGUGCCUGUGUGUUUAACUUAACUAAGCAGGACCUUGCUUUAGGCAUGCCUGUCCGGCUCCUCGCUGAUGUGACCCAUUUGCUGCUCAAGGCCAUGGAACAUUUUCCUAAUCACCAGCAGUUACAGAAAAAUUGCCUGCUCUCACUCUGCAGUGACCGUAUUCUUCAAGAUGUUCCAUUUAACAGGUUUGAAGCAGCCAAGCUUGUCAUGCAGUGGCUUUGCAAUCACGAAGAUCAAAACAUGCAAAGAAUGGCAGUUGCUAUCAUUUCCAUCCUGGCUGCCAAGCUUUCUACAGAACAAACUGCACAGCUUGGUGCUGAGCUCUUCAUUGUCCGGCAACUUCUUCAAAUAGUGAAGCAGAAAACUAAUCAAAAUUCAGUGGACACUACAUUGAAAUUUACUUUGAGUGCACUUUGGAACCUCACAGAUGAAUCCCCAACAACAUGCAGGCACUUCAUUGAAAAUCAAGGGUUGGAACUCUUCAUGAGAGUUCUAGAGUCUUUCCCAACUGAGUCAUCCAUUCAACAAAAAGUUCUAGGACUUUUGAACAAUAUAGCUGAAGUACAAGAGCUACACUCUGAAUUAAUGUGGAAGGAUUUCAUAGACCAUAUCAGCAGUCUCCUGCACAGUGUGGAAGUAGAAGUCAGUUACUUUGCAGCUGGGAUUAUCGCCCACUUAAUAUCCAGAGGUGAACAGGCAUGGACCUUGAGCCGUAGCCAGAGGAAUUCUCUUCUUGAUGAUUUGCAUUCAGCUAUUUUGAAAUGGCCAACUCCAGAGUGUGAGAUGGUAGCAUACAGAUCCUUUAAUCCAUUUUUCCCACUACUUGGCUGUUUUACAACACCGGGAGUCCAGCUGUGGGCAGUUUGGGCCAUGCAACACGUCUGCAGCAAGAAUCCUUCAAGGUACUGCAGCAUGCUGAUUGAAGAAGGAGGUCUGCAGCAUUUGUACAACAUCAAAGAGCAUGAGCAGACAGAUCCCUACGUCCAGCAAAUUGCUGUAGCCAUUCUGGACAGUUUAGAAAAACACAUUGUGCGCCAUGGGAGGCCCCCUCCCUGUAAAAAACAGCCCCAGGCCCGACUAAACUGAUAGCCAUAGAUAGUUGGAUAAUGAACAGCAGGAAUCAUUUUUGUGGUUGGAAUAGUGUGCUCUGGUGUUGGGGAGUGUGAGUGUGAGUGUAAGGGUCCUGUGAUCCAUUUGGGAUUGGUGAUGUAUAGUACUGCCCAUGUGAACAGUCUGAUUUGUCUUGUGAUUUUUUUUAACUUAUGAAGCAAGAAAGGUCUUCCUUCAUUAUUGUCUUUUAAGAAAUCUUUUGGUGUUUGAACUUAACCUGUGCUUGAGAUUUUACAGUUUUAUGAUUAAUUGCACGAACCCUUACGCCAGACUUCUCUAGAGUCCCUUCCAGGUAAUUAGCAGCGUGAGCAGGACUGCUGACAUGAUGUCAGCACUGCUUCAGUUGUGAGUGUUAUUCUGCUUAUGUAAAAUACCUUCAUUCUCUGUGUAGCUUUCACAAGGUGUGCUUCUUUGUGUGAGUGGAAAUCCAUUGUGUCUCUGGAAGCUCUGUGCUGUUUGGCACCUGGAUGACAGUCAAAGAAAUACAAAAGAAAGAAGAACAGAGGGGAACAGGAAUUAGACAUUGCUUUUGUGGUAUGGCUCUGAGAAUGGGACAAUUCUCCUUGCCCCCCCCCACCAAGGCCAGGAGCAGGAGCUGUUUUCCAUACUGAAGUCUGGAAGCACGGACUGUCUUCAGGUUACUCCAGAGAUACUUCCCCAGUUACCUCAGUAUAACAUCCCAGCAUUCUGUGUCAAAGCCUCUCUGAGACACUGUCAUGAUGUAAAAGAGUGCAGUUUUUUAAAAUGUCAUUGGUUAAACUGACUAUUUUUACCCCUUCUUUCCCAAAGUCAUUCUUAUUCAGUGGAGUAGAGACUAUUUACAGAGUUAUUUUGCUUAGUUAAAAUACAAUUAACAACAGAAAAUUUGCUAUGAAAGUUUAACCUUGAGUUGGGUGUAGCUCAGUGGUAGAGUAUGUUCUUAGCAUGUAUUGAUUAAAUACUCAGCAACAUACACACAAAUGUUAAUUUUUUUCUCCUGAUAAAAUAUGGGUGUCUGUCAGCAUAAACGCCUCAUACUAUACUCGAGUCACUCAGGAGACUAAAGCAGGAGGGGUGGAGCUUGAGACCAACUUUUGUUAGAAUGACAUUCAGUGUAUGUCAUUAUGUCUUUGUGUUAGAAAAAGAUGUCCACAUCUCACUUCCAAACAUGCAAGAGAAGAAUAGGCUGCUGCUAAAUGGUUAAAUGUGUAGCUGAGCAGGUAAAAGGAAAUGUUUUUGAUGGACUUUUAAAAAGACAGUUGCCUUUAAGAUGAUUGAUGUAAUGAAGACUCAGUUAUUGUCCUAUGAACCUGAGAGAUACCAAGUUACCAACAAACUUAAUUUCAAUUUCAUUUUUCAUUUUAGACCGGGAAUCAUUUCAUUUUAGACCCAUAAUCCAGUAAUCAAUCACAAGGGUGAGACAGAAGGAAUUACAAGUUGGAGAUGAGCUUAGGGUACAGAGUUGCAAGCCAGCCUGGGCAAUACACAGAGACCCUUUCUCACAAAACAGAACAAAAUUUUUAUUUUAAGGGGAGUUUGGUAGCACUUGUCCUUAAUCCAAAACAUUAAAGAGCAGGGGUCAUUCAAGGCUAGCAUGGGCUAGAUAGCAAGACCCAUCUCAAACAAGUACACUUACAUCUUGUUUUGUGUAUAGGUUUAAUCUGAAAUGUCUUCUGACCACAUUUUGUUCAUACUCAUCUAAAAUGUUUUCAGUAGAGUUUUAAACUGAUAUUUUUAAAUAAGUCAGAAACAUUUCAGUUUAGAAAGGAGCUAGUUUAAGCUGGGCAUGGGGCACAUACCUGAAAUCCUAGUUAGUGUGUGGAAAAUGAAGGCGAGAGGACCGUUAGCUCUAAGUCAUCCUGGGCUACACGAGAGUCCAGCUGAUUGAUGUAUUAGUAUGCUUUCAACAUGUCUGACUCAUGUUUCACGCCACUGUCACAGUCUUCAGACUUGAAUGUUUUGGGCUUCCUUCAUAGGAAUGAGUGCUGAAUCAAACUGAAAGGACACAUACAUAGAAUUAUCAAAAAGCUAUAUAAAACAAUGGUUUAAUUUCUUUUUUUCUUUUAGUGGUUUAAUUCUUACUUCAUUGGUUCAAGGGAUUUUUAGAGCUGCGAGAUACAUUUUCACCUGAGAUGGUUGCUCAAACCUAUGAUUGACCACUGGAGAGACAGGAUUAUUGAAUAUUUGAGGCUAGCCUGGACUAUUUAAUGAUGCCUGUCUUAACAGCUUCCCCCACAAAAACUCAUUUUUCAUAGUUAAGCAUAUUUCAGAGAAAAGAGAAUUCUUUCAAGGGAGUUUUGCUUUUUGGUGACACUUCACCCUCAAUUUUAAUGUCUAAAAGUAAAAUUCUGACAAUAGGAUAGUCUGCAGUAUCCUGUUGGUGGUGUUGACCAGCCAGGUCUAUCUAUAUACUUUGGAGAAAGCCUGCUUGAAAACUUUGGCUUUAAGUGUCAAGACAAGGUGCAUGUUCCUAGAGGCUCCUUCUAAACUUUCUGCUUUUACAAAUCUUUAGAAAAAUAAAGUCAAGUGUGGUGGUACACACUUGUAUUCCCAUUAUCGCCAGCCACAUAGCAAAUUCAGAACCCUAACUCAAGAAGCAGAACAAGAAAUGGUCAAAAAACUACAGAGGUUUUCAGAAUAAUCUGACACAUGAAGACUCAAAAAACAUCUCAAUUUAUAUUUUGCUGGCCAGUCAUGGCUACAUUGCAAAACUAAAAAUCAUACCAAAAAACAAAACUGACCACAUCCCAGAUGUAUCAAGAUGUGUGUUUUGAUUUUUGUUUGUGGGGGAUGGUGUGGUUUUGUUUUUGAGAUAGAGUCUCACUAAAUGUAGACACAAGGCUGUAGUCUACUUUGAUCCCACACAGUUGACAAUUCUGAGUAAGUAGUAAGAUCCCAGGCAUGUGCUAUUGUGUCUGGCGCUGGGGUGCUUAUGAAAGCCAUCAUUAAGACAGUUUUCAAUAAAGUCCUGAAUAUAGCUAAAAUAGAGUAAAUAUAUGUUUGGUAUGUCCAACUAGUCUUUACAGGCCUCACCUUUUGUUGUUUUUUUGUUUUGUUUUGUUUUUCCAAGACAGGGUUUCUCUGUGUGGCUUUGGAGCCUGUCCUGGAACUCCAUAUGUAGACCAGGCUGGCCUCACAGAGAUCUGAUGGCCUCUGCCUCCCACGUCCUGGAAUUAGAGACAUGCACCACCACCACCCAGUAGGCCUCCCCUUUGUAAUUGGAGACCAUAAUGUAAGUACUUGGUACCUCCAAAGUCACUGGCUUAAGGGUGUGCUUUCAGGCACAGUUUAGGUUAAGCUGAAUGACCUUGCUGAACUCAUAGGUGUACUCAGACACAAGCCAUUGAGUCAGCAAUAGCAACACUUGGAUCUGCUGAAGGAAGUGCAUCCACAAGGUCCCAGGUCUAGUCCCCAGCACCCCUCCCAGAAAGGAAAUGGAAUUAGACUUUGUAAGAUUGUAAUCAAAUAAAGCAAAGUAUAGCAAAUCAAAA